Molecule: messenger RNA, 615 nt
Organism: Copidosoma floridanum
Lineage: Eukaryota; Metazoa; Arthropoda; Insecta; Hymenoptera; Encyrtidae
Product: ADP-ribosylation factor-like protein 16
Molecular function (GO): GTP binding; GTPase activity
Source: RefSeq, a predicted model, not a curated record
UCCGUUGGCAUGGGAGAAAACGCCAGUUGUUAAUCAAUAAUCAUUGAAAGUCGAAAAUGUGUAUAUGUUUGGGUCCUCUGAAAUCUGGUAAAACUCUACUUUUGAGAAAUCUUCGGGGGGACUUAAUAGAUGACGCUCAUUAUGUCGUUCCAACCAAUGGAAUUAAUCUAGUUACUGUUAAAAGUGCGGACAAGCAUUUCGACUUGGUCAUUCGCGAGGUCGGAGGUAGCAUGGUACCUAUAUGGAAGCACCAUUUUGAUCGAGUUUACAAAGUGAUUUAUGUGAUAGAUGCGAGUAAUUUAUGCCAAAUAAGUGCAGGUGGAGUUUUGCUUUAUUCAUUACUGCUUGAGCCAAAAUUACAACAAGCAAGAUUUGCAUUGAUACUGACAAAAAUGGAUCAGUCAUAUCGACAAAUGAGAAACGAGGCGCUGCUCAUGUUACAUUUACAAAGGCUCAAGAAAGAAGUGCGUCAAGAAAUCACAGUCAUAGAGGCGAGUGGACUCACAGGACAAGGUGUAAAUGAACUGAGAGAAUGGCUCUUUGAUCCAAUAACUUUGGCUAAUGCUAGUCGUCCAAAACUUUAAUUAAACGUUGGAAAUGCAAGUAAUUGGUGUU